Molecule: messenger RNA, 1575 nt
Organism: Colletotrichum graminicola M1.001
Lineage: Eukaryota; Fungi; Ascomycota; Sordariomycetes; Glomerellales; Glomerellaceae
Product: major facilitator superfamily transporter
Exons: 2
Coding region: 1-1575 (524 amino acids)
Biological process (GO): transmembrane transport
Molecular function (GO): transmembrane transporter activity
Source: RefSeq, a predicted model, not a curated record
AUGGUCGAGCACAUCGGCGUCGAUCCCAAAGAUGCUCCCUUCGCCGCCGGUCUCUUGAUCUCCGCUUACGCUGUAGCUGAGGCCAUCACGUCCAUAGGCUGGGGUGCCUUGUCCGACCGCAUCGGCCGCAAACCCGUCGUUCUGUUUGGCCUGGUCGGCGUCUGUAUCUCGAGUCUGAUUUUCGGCUUGGCACAGACCUACUGGGUUGCCCUCCUCGCCCGCUUCGUCGGUGGUGCUCUCAACGGCAACGUCUCCGUCAUGCAGACCAUGGUCGCCGAGAUGGUCAAGAACCCCGAUCAUGAGCCCAAGGCUUACGCUGUGCAACCCUUCGUGUGGACUUUGGGCGGCAUCCUUGGCUCUGCCAUGGGAGGAUUCCUCGCUCAGCCCGCCGAACAAUACCCGACCGUCUUCUCUCAGGACGGUAUUUUUGGUCGCUAUCCCUAUCUGCUUCCCAACCUUGUGUCCGUCGUCGCAAUCCUCAUGGCCGUCAUCCAAGGCAUUUUCUUUCUCGAAGAGACCAAGGAGGACUGGAACGAAGACGACCACGAGUACCAUCACGGCCGCAACAGCGUCGCCGUUGAUGACGAUGACGUCACGGACGAGACCACACCCCUGCGCCGCGCCCCCAUCCGCUCCUUCAACCCGCGCCGCUCCAUAUCCACUAGCCACUCGAGGCCGCGUUUCGCCGAGUCCAGCUUGCCUCUGCCCUUUGAGCACGAUUUUGACCUGAGACGCUCGUCUUUUGGAACCGUCCACUCCAUCAGGGUUGUGCCCGAGGACUUGCGACAGCACUUGCUCAAUUCCCGUGCCCAGGCGACGGGCCAGAAGAAGGUCAAGACCUUCAACAAGACCGUUGUCAUGCUCAUCAUCGCCCUCAUCAUCUUCUCCUACCAUCAGAUGGCGGCCGCCACCCUCUUGCCGACCUAUCUCCAGGACGCCCGUCAACAGCCCCGGGGACACCUCGAUCUGAAGGGCGGCUUGGGCAACAAGCUCCACGAUGUCGGCAUCUACCUGGCCAUAAACGGUUUUAUAGGCCUUUUCAUCCAGGGUCUGAUUUUCCCCAUCUUUGUCGAGCGUGUCGGUGUCUGGGGCUCCUUCGUCGCCAUGGCCGUCGUAUAUCCCACGGCGUACCUCUUCGUGCCCUUCCUGUCGGCCCUUCCCGAAGCACUGACCGAGGCCGGCAUCUGGUUUUCCCUCAUCCUGCAGAGCUUCUACGGCGUCAUCGUAGGCCCCGUCACGCUCAUCCUCAUCAAGAACGCGACCCCAACCUCGCAAGCCCUCGGAAAGGUCAACGGCCUGGCAAUGUCAGGUGCCUGUCUCGCCAGAACCGUCUCGCCGCCGCUCGUGGGUGUAAUAUACAGUUUCUUAGGCUCUGGCGCAGCCUGGUUCAGCUGCGCUCUGUUCGCCGUUGUCGGGCUCGUGCAGGUCUUCUGGGUUCCCAAGAAACACAUUGACGUCGACCACGUUGAGAUCGACAAUGCCAUCUCCAGACGCUUCUCUGUCACCUCGCAGAGGCGCGAGAGCCACCAGAGCAUCGAGUCAUCCCGUGGCCGACGCUCCAACGGUAUUGUUUAG